This is a messenger RNA of Liolophura sinensis, 2232 nucleotides long. RefSeq lists its product as uncharacterized. NCBI's taxonomy places the organism in Eukaryota, Metazoa, Mollusca, Polyplacophora, Chitonida, Chitonidae. The coding region runs from base 136 to 2232 and encodes 698 amino acids. The transcript has 2 exons. The record is from RefSeq and is a predicted model, not a curated record.
GGCACCAGGCGAUAUUUAAAACAGAAGAGUCUCAAGAUGAUAGCCAGAUAAGACAGACAUUUGCCUGUGAUCACAUCAGCACCAAUAGCCUGAAUUGAUCAAUCCAUAACCUACAGCAGCCUUGAAGAUAAGCCCAUGGCAGUCCACGAACAGGACUGGCGUACAAUACUGCCCAUGAUGCAGUAUCCUCAGACACCAGGAUUUCCACAUGUACCUUAUCAAUACUUCAAUGGGUUCCAUGGUUUCCCUACAUACGGCACUGGACUCCAUACACGCACCAUGGCGCAGUGCGAUCAAAUCAAGCCGAUGUACAUCUUAUAUCCACAGAUGCAUAACACUCUGUCGCCUUUCCAUGCUCCGGUGACAUCCACGUUGCCAGCGUCUUUAUCAUCGUCGUCAUCGACCUUCAUGACAUACCCUGAUCAGAAUUCAUCACUACAGCUACCGGCCGCUCAGACCCCAGUGACAUCAUUAUCCCAUGAGAUCCCAGCGUACAAACUCCCACAGACGCCAGUCCCACAGAUCUCAACAUCUCCGGCGUCCAUGUCAACGCCAGCGUCCAAAGCCAUCUCAUCAUCACCAGUACCAACCACUUCACCCAGCCAAAUUCCUAAGCCGCUUGCGCCUAAACCCCAGGCCUCCCACGUGACAAUUUUACCAUCGCCAAUAUCGUGGACCUCUCAAAUCUCGCCUCUGACAUCAACACUCGGUAACUUUGCUUCUUACAACUCCAGAUCUGCUUUAUCCAAAACCGAUGGGUGUCACCGUGUGAUAAUCCAGGGCUCCAACGUGAAUUACCUCAGCCAUUCGCCUGCGGCAUUCCCCAGCAAUCCUCAACCAUUGCAGACGCCCGUGAAUGGUGCAGUGGAGACAUCGGCGCCCGUGCAGCAGAGUAGGGACUCCCCGAAUGCUGGUGUGGUCUUUGAUACAUCUCGACCCACCUCUGCCAAUAGCAGUAUUAACUCUCAGAGACAUUCCGCUAGUUUGACAGAUUUCAGUAACUUGGACCUCUUGUCAACUGUGUCUUUGCUACAGGAAAUACCGAAGGACAAUGUCCACAAAAAAGUACCUUAUUCAAGACAAUCUGCUCUGCCCAUAUCCAGUAACAAAAGCCUGGCUGAUGACAUAAACACCUUUCCACGGACGUCAACUCCAGAAACACCGGCCACAAUGUCACCAUCCCGUGCAUCUGCAUUAGACUUAGUCCCGGCGAAAAUGGUGGAGAAACCUUCAGUGUGGCUCAAUGUUACCUUACAGGUAGACACAAGCGGUGAGAUCAAACGAGGCCAACAAGGUGUGCAAUAUCGUAGUCUGAUUACCAACAUAGUCACGGAGUUAUUUUAUCCGCCAAACCUCUGUCCUCCUGAUGACCUUGUAGUGGAUGUUCUGACAGCCACAGCUAGUUAUGACGACAGGGGGCGCCUCACCGUGCUCGAGGUAAAAUAUAUCACUCCGGGAAUAUUCAAAGUGGACUGUCAGGAUGGACAUGGCAAAACGACCGCAUCUGGAAAAUGUUCCCGCAAAGUUGUAACUUUGACGAGAUUAGACUCGCUGGAAACUUUGUGUCCUAAAUCGCAAUACUGGAUGAUUGGUGACCUUUGUCCAGUCCCGAGAACGUUCCAGAAAUGUCAUCGAAAUGCGCCGACAUUGUACAAAAAGCUCACUGAGUAUCUGUAUACGAAGGAAUUCAGAAAGUACACACUGCCUCUGCUCCUAAAGAACGGCGAGGAAGACGUGUGGACAACGAGUUUGAAAGUCCCCCGCACACGGUCUAGGGUUUCGGACUAUGACGACUUAGCAGUGGGAGAACAGUCACUCAAGAGAAAGGCUUCGUCAGAUUCGGAAAGAAGUCACAGCCCGGAUAUCACCAAAACGUUAUUUACGUUGAAAAGGAGGAAGAAACUCUCACGUGCCUCUUCAGAAACUUCCAUUAUCUCAACAUCAUCAUCCGGGUCCUCGUGCCACUCUUCACGAACUUCAUCACCUUGCACAUCACCAACACCAUCUUUGAUUUCGUUCCCGUCCAUAGAAGCAGCGGACUUGUUAUCAGAUGAGUCACGUGACACCGUGGGUUCAAAUCCUCCAGAGUGUCCUUUUGUCCCGAUCAGCCCACCUAAACUUCAGAAGGAGGUUGACCAGUUCCCUUGCUCAAACAAUCUGUACAGCUCUCCCCCUCGUCUUCGACUUCAGAGAUCACGUGGUCAGAGAACAAAUAUUUACAAUUCUGUAUAG